Molecule: messenger RNA, 210 nt
Organism: Cylicocyclus nassatus
Lineage: Eukaryota; Metazoa; Nematoda; Chromadorea; Rhabditida; Strongylidae
Source: the annotation of a GenBank genome assembly
AUGCCGAAGUGUCUGAAAUUGCAGAUUGGAACAAGCUAUGAGUUUGGAGUCAGAAUAAAGCAAAUCAAAGUUUCACAUGAAUCAGAAAAAGGAAGGAAUGAGCGCAGGAUGUGUUAUGGACAAUUGGAGUAUUGGCAAAUCGCGCCCCGACUAGAAUCUGGCCAAGAAUCAAGCUACUUCGGAAAUUUUGCAUUCUCUUCUCAGGGCUAG